UCGAGUUAGGUUUUCCAUUUAUUAUUAUACAAUAUGAAUGUUGAAUUAUCCUACUUUAAAAAUCUACACGUAAUAUUUUAGGCAUUUACCUUAUUAAACAUAAUAUGACAAUAUUGACUAGACCACAUCUCUAGCUAUAUCCCCGACCGCGAUCAUGGCUACGACGACAUCACUAAUGUUUCCCCUCCUUUGUUCAAUCUUCAUUCUCGUCGCUCAACAAGCCACAGCUCAAAGCAUCUCUUGUGUUGGUGAAAAAGGUAACUACACCCUUAACAGUACUUACCAUGAUAACCUCAAUCUCCUCCUUUCAACACUUCCAAGCUCCCAAAACGACAACGGCUACGGUUUCUACAAUCUCUCUUACGGCAAUUCAUCCGAUCGAGUUUACGCAAUCGGACUCUGCCGCGGAGACACCAAGACCGACGUCUGCCGGAGCUGUCUUAAUGACUCUGCUUUUAUUCUCCCACAGCGCUGUCCCAAUCGGAAGGAGGCAGUCCUAUGGUACGACUUUUGUAUGUUGCGAUACUCUAACCGCUCCUUGUUUGGCGACAUGGAGACUAGGCCAAACGUAAUUUAUCACAACACCGAAAGCGUGCCCUCUGAUAUUGUGGAGGAAUAUAACCAAGGUAUUAGGAGCUUUUUAGAUAAUCUCAAAAGUCGAGCUGCGGCUGGUGGUUCUCUUCGAAAAUUUGCUGCAGCAAAUGCAACAGUUGCAAGAUUUGGAACCAUGUACGGACUUGUGCAGUGUACACCUGACCUGUCCCAAGUGGACUGCAGCAAUUGUUUGGAGGAUGCAUUUAAGAAUAUUCCGGGUUGUUGUGAUGGAAAUAAAGGCGGACAACUACUCGGCCCCAGUUGUAAAUUUAGAUAUGAGGAUUACCGCUUCUUUAAUUAUUCUACGGCCGCUGAUGCUCUAACACCAUCCCUACCGUCACAACCACCAACGCCAUCUCCUCUUCCGUCAUUGACGAACACCGGAAGGAAGAGUAACACAUCAGCGAGAAGAAUCAUUAUUUUUGUUGUGUCUACUGUUUUGUUUCUGGGUCUAAUCGUCUUCUCAUCGAUAUGUGUGUGUUUAAGACUGAGGAGGGCAAAGAAUUUGGCUCAAAAUGACCUCACAUACGAACCCGUUGAAGAAAUUGAAGGUGUAGAAUCCUUGCAAUACAGUUUUGAGAAUAUCAAACUUGCUACAAAUAAUUUCUCAGAGAAAAAUAAGCUUGGACAAGGCGGAUUUGGUGUUGUUUAUAAAGGUAGGCUUUGUGAUGGACGAGAUAUAGCAGUAAAAAGAUUGUCCAGUGGAUCUUCCCAAGGUGAUCUCGAAUUCAAGAAUGAAGUAAUGCUAGUUGCCAAGCUUCAACACCGCAAUCUUGUUAGGCUCAUCGGUUUCAGCUUGGAAGGAAGUGAAAAGCUUCUUAUAUAUGAGUUUGUCCAAAACGCAAGUCUUGAUCACUUCAUAUUUGAUCCAAUAAAGCGUGAAAAUUUGGAUUGGAACAAACGUUACAAAAUAAUAGAAGGUGUGGUUCGAGGACUUCUUUAUCUUCAUGAAGAUUCUCGUUUGAGAGUUAUUCACCGAGAUCUCAAAGCAAGUAACAUCUUGUUAGAUGAAGAAAUGCACCCUAAGAUUUCGGAUUUUGGAAUGGCAAGACUUUUUGUUGUUGAUCAAACUCAAGGCAAUACAAAUCGAAUAGUGGGAACAUAUGGAUACAUGGCUCCAGAAUACGCUAUGCAUGGGCGGUUUUCUAUCAAAUCUGAUGUAUUUAGUUUUGGCGUGUUACUUUUAGAAAUAAUAAGCGGACAAAAAAAUAAUUAUUUCAGUCAAGACGAGAAUUCAGAAAAUCUUCUAAGUUAUACAUGGAAAAAUUGGAGAGAAGGAAAUGCUUCAAAUAUAGUAGAUCCAUUAAUGAGAGGUGGAUCAGGAUCAGAGAUAGUGAGAUGCAUUCACAUAGGAUUAUUAUGUGUUCAAGAAAAUAUGACCGAUAGACCGACCAUGAAUGCUAUUGUUCUAAUGCUGAAUAGCAACUCUAUUUCUCUCCAAGUGCCGUCAGCGCCAGCUUUCUUCGUGCAUACCAACAGCUUUCUUCAUAAAUCAUCAAAUCAUUCAAAAGCUGAGUCUAUUAAUAUAUCUAUCAAUGACACUUCAAUUUCUGAACUCUAUCCUCGAUAAAAUAUAAUAGAUAAAAUGACAAUGGUUUGCAGGCUUAUAAAUAUUCCCUUUUUUCCUUGUUAAUCAUCCUAUGUUUUUUUUCAAGUAUUUUAAAGUGAAAUUUUAAAAAUAAAUUUGUUUGAUUAAACUAGGCCCUAUUAUAUUUAUAUAUAAUGAUGUAUAUAUUUUUGGAACAGUA
This is a messenger RNA of Humulus lupulus (European hop), 2342 nucleotides long. RefSeq names its product cysteine-rich receptor-like protein kinase 44. The record is from RefSeq and is a predicted model, not a curated record. Bases 155 to 2164 code for a protein of 669 amino acids. Lineage: Eukaryota; Viridiplantae; Streptophyta; Magnoliopsida; Rosales; Cannabaceae. Gene Ontology annotation, molecular function: ATP binding; protein kinase activity. The transcript has 7 exons. Gene Ontology annotation, biological process: protein phosphorylation.